UUUGUUGUCUCUCUUAACCUUAAAUCGAACCGGAGAAAACCGUAGAAGUCACUUCACGUUGGUUCACGUGUGGUGAUGCAAAUAUUAAGAAUUUUUACAUUAUUUCCUUAUCUAAAAGAAAAUACCAGACGUUUUAGUCAAUAAAUACAUAAAAGAAGAUGUCGAAAAGGGUGCAGCCGCAAUGGAGCCCGCCGGAACGUAACGGAAGUCCGGUUUUAAAAUUAUUUAAUAGUUUAACUCGACAGAAGGAAGAAUUUGUUCCUCAAUAUGGUAACCGAGUUCUUUGGUAUUCCUGCGGACCGACAGUGUACGAUGCCUCCCAUAUGGGACACGCUAGAUCUUACAUAACGUUUGAUAUUCUUCGACGGAUUCUUGCCGAUUAUUUUGGUUACGAUGUUCUCUAUGUGAUGAAUAUAACGGAUAUCGAUGACAAAAUAAUAAAACGAGCGAGACAAAAUUAUUUAUUUGAUCAGUAUGUGGCGGAAAAUCAUACACUUGACGAGACAUUGUCCGAUGCACGAAGUAUGCUCUCAGCUAUUGAAAGUACAAUAAGAACGACAAAUGAUGCCGAUAAAAAGGAAAUGUUUAUUAAAAUGCUCGAUAGAGUUCAAACAGCCAUUGAAAAUCUUGAGAAGGCCGUGAAAUCGAAUAAUGAAAAUAAUAUCAAGGAAUGUCAAAAGAUUUUACUGGCAGAAACAAGAGAUCCGUUAUCGGAUUGGUUGGAUAAGAAGAAUGGAAGUUCAGUAACCGAGCAGUCAAUUUUUAGAAAACUCUCUGAACAUUGGGAAUCUGAAUUUCACAAAGAUAUGGACGCUAUUAAUGUCUUAAGACCCAAUGUAUUGACAAGAGUAAGUGAAUACGUUCCGGAAAUAGUGAAUUUCAUAGAAAAAAUUGUAGCAAAUGGUCUUGCGUACGAAAGUAAUGGUUCAAUUUAUUUUGACGUUGCCACCUUCGAUAAACGUGAGAAGCAUCAUUACGCAAAACUUGUGCCCGAAGCUUAUGGCGAUACAUCCAGUUUACAUGACGGAGAAGGUGAUUUAUGCAUUUCUGAGGACCGGCUAAUGGAGAAACGAUCGCCAAAUGAUUUUGCACUGUGGAAGAGUUCAAAAUCAGGUGAGCCAUGGUGGGACAGUCCAUGGGGUCGCGGUCGUCCCGGUUGGCAUAUUGAAUGCUCAGUAAUGGCAUCGGCAAUAUGCGGCGAGAGUUUAGACAUUCACACGGGUGGAAUUGACCUUAAAUUUCCACAUCAUGACAAUGAAUUGGCGCAAGCCGAGGCUUAUUUCGAUAAUCCACAUUGGGUUCGUUAUUUUCUUCAUUCCGGUCAUCUUACAAUAUCCGGAUGUAAAAUGUCCAAGUCACUGAAGAAUUUCAUAACAAUUCAAGAUGCAUUAAAGAAACAUACAGCUAGACAAUUGAGAUUUGCCUUUCUUCUUCAUUCGUGGAAGGAUACACUUGAUUAUAGCGAUGCAACCAUGGAAAGUGCUGUGCAGUAUGAGAAAUUUAUAAAUGAAUUUUUCCUAAAUGUUAAAUGCCGAAUUCGAAAUAUUGGCUCAGGAACGACACUUAGUACUUUUAAUAAAUGGACGAAUGCAGAUUUGGAAAUGAAUUUGAAAUUCACCGCAGCCAAGGAAGGUGUUCAUAAAUCCCUGUGCGAUAACAUUGAUACGAGAAGUGCUUUGGAAGUGAUUCGUGAUCUCGUCACCCACUCAAACGUCUACAUUAAAGAUACCGAAAAUCCAAAUACACUUUUGCUACGUGACAUUUCUGUUUACAUGACAAAAAUGUUUACAAUUUUCGGUGCUAUUUCCGAUUCGCAUAAUGACAUUGGUUUUCCAGUUGGCACCGAAACGGCAAACUUCAAUAUGGAGGAAACGAUAAUGCCGUAUUUAAACGUAUUGGCCGAUUUUCGCAAUAAAGUUCGCGAUCAGGCAAAAUCGAUAAAAGCAACGGAAAUUUUAAAUGAAUGCGAUACAUUGCGCGAUGAUAUUUUACCAAAUUUUGGUGUACGUUUUGAGGAUGGCGAUUUUUGUGGGAUAAAGCUUGUUGACAAGGAGGAAUUAUUGCGUGAAAAGGAAAUGAAGAAGCGUUUGGAAGCUGAGAAAGCGGCGGAGAAGGAGAAAAAGAAGGCAGAGAUUGCCGCCGCUGCCGCUGCGAAAGAUGCAUUGAGAAAAAUACCACCUGCGGAAUUAUUUUUAAUGGAGACCGACAAGUAUUCGAAAUUCGACGAGAAUGGUUUGCCAACGCUCGACGCUGAAGGUAAGGAAAUUAGUAAAGGACUUUCGAAAAAAUUACAAAAAUUGCAAUUAGCACAAGAAAAAAGGUACAACGAAUAUCUCAAUAAUUUAAAAUCAAGUUCUUAGGUUAAAAUAAAAAAAAAAAUGAAACAAAACUAAAUUAAAAACUAUUUUAAUAAAACAAUUUUAUAUUUA
This is a messenger RNA of Leptopilina heterotoma, 2429 nucleotides long. It is a transcript of the gene CysRS, whose product is annotated as cysteine--tRNA ligase, cytoplasmic. Gene Ontology annotation, molecular function: cysteine-tRNA ligase activity; ATP binding. Gene Ontology annotation, cellular component: cytoplasm. Lineage: Eukaryota; Metazoa; Arthropoda; Insecta; Hymenoptera; Figitidae. The transcript is spliced from 10 exons. The coding region runs from base 159 to 2360 and encodes 733 amino acids. The record is from RefSeq and is a predicted model, not a curated record. Gene Ontology annotation, biological process: cysteinyl-tRNA aminoacylation.